Babesia microti strain RI is the source of this 6054-nucleotide messenger RNA. Its product is annotated as Protein dopey-1. The record is from RefSeq and is a predicted model, not a curated record. Gene Ontology annotation, cellular component: endosome; trans-Golgi network. Gene Ontology annotation, biological process: Golgi to endosome transport. The coding region runs from base 1 to 6054 and encodes 2017 amino acids. The transcript is spliced from 2 exons. Lineage: Eukaryota; Apicomplexa; Aconoidasida; Piroplasmida; Babesiidae.
AUGGAGACCUCGCAAAGGGAAUUUGGUGACACGUAUAGGUCUCGAAACGAACGAAAGAGACUUAUAGCAGAGAUCCAAGCGGUUUUACAGAGUUUUGAAAAGGCGAAGGAAUGGGCUGACUUGAACAAUGCAUUGCAACGCCUGCAGAAAUGCAUAAGCAAGCCUAUCCUAACAUAUAUACCUCAAAAGGAAAUUGUUUGCAAGCGGCUAGCACAAUGCCUAAAUCCUCACCUCCCCUCAGGAGUCCACACUAGGACACUAGAGGUUUACGCAUCUAUUUUACAAAAAAUAGGGACCUCCGGAUUGAUAAAGGAUCUAGCCCUCUUCAGUUCCGGACUUUUCCCCUUUUUUUCAUAUUCUGCCACCUCAAUUCGCCCUAUAUUUUUAAACAUAAUUGAAUCCUUUUACAUUCCGUUAGGCAAGCACUUAAUGCCCUGCCUCGUGGGUCUCCUACUAUGUAUACUACCAGGGCUGGAGGACGAUAAGAGUGACUGUUUCGCCAAGGUACACGAGACGCUGAAUAGUAUUUGUGAUUGCGUGACUGAGGCACAUUUCAUGUGGGCCCUUUGGACAAUUUUACUGAAAGCUAGCAAGAUUAGAUAUUUUACGUUGAAAGUUAUAGCGCUGAGACUGGCACCGGGCGUACCAUCUCACUCGGAUGCAAGACUGAAAGUAUUAUUACCAAACCGCGAGACCCUAGUUCUAAACGCAUUGAUUGCUUCAUUUCGCGAUGAAUGUCCACUUGUAAUGCGAACAUUAUCAGAUAUGUUAGUGAACCACUUUCCACUGAAUUGGGUGAAGUUUACAAAGCGCGAGAAGCUUGCCCUAAUAGAGUGUACACUUGUGUUGGUCAACAAGGCGGAGUGGUCGUUUACCAGAAGUUUGUACAAGUGGUUAUUCAACAUUUCAAAUGACUUUUCUGCGCCGAUGCAUACGGGCGAAUACGACAGCAUGGCCCACGAGGCCAGCGAAGACAUGGGCAACGAGGAGUUGGACCUCGCGUAUUUUCGAAAGCACGUGAAGAGUGACUUUAUUGAGGCGAUUAAGGGCUUGUUGCAAAACAAGCCCAGUACAAUUGACGAGCUGAUGGAGCCAAUCAAGAUGAUCGUGUCUUUGGUAUCAGACAUAGAUUUGCAUGGUCUUGCUAACGAGGUAAUGCCCGACCUAUCGCUGCCAAUCCUAAAGUACGUAUCUUUCGACUAUGAUGAGGACGAAUGGAAGGUGGACAUGGUGAAUCGCGCCAAGAUGAUAUUUGAUCCCACCUUAACCCCUCCUCAUUUUAUAUUUGAGGCGAUUGGUAGGGGUUUCAGGGAGUUGGUGGAAGCGAACAAUUUGAAUACGACACAAGAGUGGGACGAGCUACUCCAGUUGUUGUAUAUAUACAUUGAGCAGAUAAUUUCCAACCCCAAGUAUUUGAUUACGGGCAUGAGAGGGCUACUGAAUCAGGCCUUUACGUCUUUGCAGUCUAUAUCAAUCGACGAUGAUAUACUGACGAACAUUCUGAUACUGGUGAAGGACAUUUUACAGAAGCUUGACAACGCAGUUAAAACGAGCCACUUAAUCGAUGAGGACUACGGAAUGGAGAAUGUGUUUUCAGAGUCAAUUGAGUUGCGUAGUUCCGUGAUAUUUUUUUUACAGCACUACUACAAGGAUGCGCUGGAUAAAUAUUUAGCGUCUUCGGAAUCUGAGAUAAAGGUGGUGACAUUGGACCAGCUAAACAAUUUGACGAUAAAUUUGGCCCGCCUAUCCCAGUUGGGUUGGGAUGGGGACAAGGUCCCCGUCUGGAUAUUUACGCUGGCGGCGUGUUCACAGAGCAGCAGUGACGUGUUUACCUGUCGUUCCGCCAGGACCCUGAUUGAGUUGAUGAAAUUGGACAACAGGGUUCGAAAGCAGUUGACCGAUAGCGGGGAUAUAUACAACAUAUCUAAGCACCUUUACUGCAUGUUGGACAUGAAGUACGAGACAUCUCACUCUGAGAUAGUAUUUUUACUGUUAGAGCUGCAUGAAUUAUGCAUUAGCACUCCAAGUGAGGUGGAGAAAACGUUGAUGGAGUCAUUGAGCGACACGCGCAGCGUGAACAAGAUGGAUGCGAUAUCCCGGUUUUCCGUUUUAUGGAAAUACUCGCACAUUCACUUUCCCAACUUUCCAGUGUUUCAAGAUGCAGUGGGGCUAGUAUUGGAUUUCGUCACCGAUAGGGACCCGCAUAUCCGUUACCAUGCUCGAUCGUUUUUAUCUGACGCAGUGAUGCACCUCCCCCACUUGGUUGACAGCAUUAUCAUCAGCCUGCUGUCUAUCGACGAAAAUUAUUCCGAGAUAGAGUGGGGUCCGCAUGAGGGCGGCGGGACGGACCGUCCCCUCACCAUGAGCGCCAGGAGCAACUUUUCCAACAAGGGACUCCCCACUGUGCAAUCGCCUUCGCCCAAAGAUACCGACAAGAUGGUUCACAUGUUCAAGCACCUCUCCUCCAUCCUAACCUGCGAGGGCCAGUCAACCACCGAAGCCAUGCAAAGGUCAAUCCUCUCGCCAAAUCUGAUGAAAGCCAUUGAGGCGUACCGGACGUCUAAGAUGCCAUCUAAGGUAACUGCCCAUGUCUGCCCGGCUUCCGCCGCCUACUCUGCCACCUACCUCGGAGCCCUAUCCAAUAUGGACGGCAAGAGCUGGUUCCCCCAGCUAGUAGAUGUUAACAACGACUCAUACGACGACGAUUGCAUAUUUGACUACGUGGAUCUGCUAGUAAUAAUUGCGCUCAAUUACAUCUGCAUUAACGUCGACAUAUCAUACAUCAUGCAGGCGGUGACCACGAACAAUCUUAAAAAAAUACACGGCGACUCCAUGGAUGCAACGAUGGCAAAAUCCCUUCUGGACUGCGGCGUACAGUCCAAUGACGAAGAUACGCUUGUUAUGUUCAGGUGCACUGCCAUAGAAUUCCUCAAACUGUUCCUCUCCACAAUCCAACCGACGGCGCGGGCAAAGGAGGUUUCAUGCCUAAUUUCCAGGCCACUCAUCUGCAUGUUGCUCUACUUUCACCUGCAUAGAGAGACGGUGAUACAGACGCAGCUGCUGCUGCUGCUGAAGGUGGUACUCUACAAAUCGCACUUAUCCGGGCCAUUCGUCAGCAGCUACACGAAGUGGCUAAUAUCAGUCCUGCGGAACAAACAGUCAGAGACGGACGAGGAGAUGACAGAGCUUGGUCUCUCAGUGCCCCCCUCAGCCGCCCCAUCAACCACAAAAUUCAGACUGUGGGACUUUGCGUUUGCCAACGACGAGGGGACGCCCAAUAUAAUCGCCGAUGGCUACGUCUCUGGAGUGGUUGAAGAUGCGAUUUUGAAGGCCAUAUCGGCCAAGGAGCAGAAGGUUCAAAACCUGCGCGCCCUUGGGGGGUGCGCAAUUUUGGGACUCGUACUGCGUCUGUGCUGCAACGGCGCCACCAUUGCCGCCGAUCUCCUAAACUCAUACGUCGAGUUUUCCCUCCUUUCCACGCGCUACAUGCCGCCAAGGCUCUUGUAUUCGUUCGUAUCCACGCUCAUGCACGAGUUCUGCCUGCAGCUCAAGGACAGGCAGGAUAUCGGGAUAGAAUGCAUGAGCAUUUACCUGAAGGGUCUGCUGGACCUCUGCGGCUGUGCAACAGGCAUAAUUUCGCAGGGCUCGGUGAGGCCCUGGGGCACCGAGCGCGGGACUCCGAGGUAUAGCAAUGAGCGCGCCACACCGACGGUUGCCAACCGCGACUCUUGGAUCCUCAAGCCAACGCUCUCCAUUUCUCACGCUGAGUGUAAGACGGAAGAGGCGGGCGGGCCCGUAGAGCCCGCCAGGUUCAGGCUGUGGGACGUGGUGGACUCUUGCGUACAGUGCCUCGCGUUCCUGGGGGCCGAGGGGGAGGGGGGCGACGCCUACUUCUCGUGCCCCAAGCAGGCCCACGCGCAGUCCACUUUCAUCCGGGCACGCGGGGCGGAGGCGAUGGGAGGGCAGGUGCUUUCAAUUUUCAACCUGCUUUACACUAAGCUGCCCUUAUACUUUGUGGAGGGCUGCCUGGCCACUUGGGGCAGCUGCUACCCCAAGAAGCAGGACCACACGACCGUGGCUAACGCUAAGAGGAAGAAGAAGGCGAUGCUGGGCGCGCUAAGUUCGAUGAAGGUGGACCUUCCGGGUCUCUGUUCCCACAUUUUGGACAUGUUUGAGAGCUACUGCAAGGGCGACAAAUUCAAAGAGACGAGCCAGGGUAUUCAUUUGUUGGCGUGUUCCGUGCGUGAAUCAGUGAUGAUGGAGUUUAUUAAAGAGUUGUUGAUAUUAUCUGCGGGUACAUACGUGUCCGAAGAGUCUAAUGUGGGCGGUAAGGGUGCGGCAGACCCUUCCGCAUCGGUGCUGGGUAUUGUGAAUAGGACGGCAUCGCUGGUGCUACGCUAUUGGCGCCAGCCUGUCAUGGCAAUAUGGAGUUUGCACAUGUACCUAAGCAUUGACAAGUUGAUGACAAUCCGCAGUAUCCAUUUGGAAAGCAAGCAGGCGCGUAAGCGCAUUUCAUCACUGGUUCUGAACGUGUUGCUGUGCGGUGCAAAGAGUUUCCACAAGACAGGGUCGUCUCUAUCGCCCUCGCAGUUUGACAUGGAGCCCCCCCUUCCGGCGUACUUGGAGCUGCUGGCAGACAAGAUCGGGGACCCGCGCGUGAUAGCCGGGGACGACUUACCCAUAUCUGACGGCGAGCUAUCGUCUACCAACAUAUACUAUUUGGCCUACAACUGCCUUGGGCAGCUUUUGUUGUUUUGCUACGACAUAUGUCACUUAAAGCGCACCUCUCCCCUGGCGGGUAUCGUGCUGCGCACACUGUGUGAGAAUUUGGUGGCAAAUGUGGUCCCGGCGCUGGCGAAGAAGGGGGGGAAAAGGCCCAGCGCGAGCGCCCCGCCUGGGGGCGAGGGCGGCACCCUGUACUCGAGCAUUUCCAUGGAUUUUUCAGACUUUCAGGCCAACCCGAUCAACACGCCUAACCAGUGGAGGUAUCGCUACCUGGCGCUACUGCUGGUGCGCCACCUGCCGUACAGGUUUUACAGCCCUUGCCUAUACUACAUGAAACAGCCCAUAGUGGAGAUGCUAAACUCGCCGGGGUUCUUCUACAUGGACCGGCGCAGCUUGCUGUGCCUAAUGAAGCUGGUGAGUACUAUAGUACAGGAGGACCUAAAGGAGGAGAAGGGGCUCGUGAAGCUAGACGCCUACGCCGUUCCGUACUCGACGUCGGUUUUUUCGCUGAAGGCGAAUGAGGCGCAGCAGCGCUGCAGCUGCCUGAAGCGGCUGAGCUUCGUCAUAUACAGCUGCGAGAACGACACCUUCGCCGGGCACAUUUCUAAGAUACUGGAGCGAAUAACUGAUAGCAUUCGGUACUUGGAGUUGGAGAAGAACGGGAUGGGGGAGGAUGAGGUGGCGCUGCAGGCUCAGAUCCUGCUUACCAUGCGCAUUUUGCUGCUGAAGAUGUCCCAGGGGUACCUAAUGGUGCUUUGGCCCGUGCUAUUAUCAGAGCUUAUAAAGGUGUUUGACCGCAACAAGCUGAAGCUCGCGCUGUUUUGCUCGAGCAUGGACGCGGUGGAUAAGGUCAUUUACAACGAUAGCGACGUGAGGUUGCUUUUGGAGGCGGUCAAGACAAUAAACGUAGCUUGCACUCUUCGACUUUACGACUUUCUCAUAUUUCAGUGGAUUUUUGUCCCCUGCGUGGCGCCGGAGCCGGAUGCGGGCUCCGAGGGCGCGCAGCCGCACUCUAGCGUCGACCUGAGUGGCGUGAAACUGGACAAGGCCUACAUUGAGCAAAACUUCCUUCCCUUUUAUACCAUUAUCAAGUACCUCUAUCAGAGGAAGGACGGCGUGCCUAUAGAGGCUACCUACCACGUGAGCAAGGCGAUAGCCCUGGGGCUAAACGAGAGCCAGGAUCAGGGCCGCGUGAAUUUGUCGCGAAUAAAUAGGCACAUUGAGAAUGACUUGAUGGAGCUGGACCAUGAUUUGGUUGACUUGUACCCUGAGAUUUCAGUUCACUCGAUCUACAAGGUCUACCACAAGGCCAGUCUCCGGCCGCUGUAG